GUUCCUGGAACUGCUGUCCUGUUGUUCCUUUACCGCGGACUUUUAAUUCCUCCACGGAUUCCCUGAAGGUCUGUGCUGGGGCGAGAGAGAAAGCGGCCACGUGGACCCUGGGGGGGUGCAGGACCGGCGACCCUGAGGAGGUGUUGGCCAGAACAUGCAGGUGGUCGUCCCGCAGGAGUCAGUGUUGUUUGAAGACGUGGCUGUGGACUUUACCUGGGAGGAGUGGCAGGACCUGGACCAUGCUCAGAGGACCCUGUACAGGGAGGUGAUGCUGGAGACCUACAGCAGCCUGGUGUCCUUGGGCAAAUGCGUCACCAAACCUGAGCUGAUCUUCAAGCUGGAGCAAGGAGCAGAGCCAUGGAUUGGAGAAGAACCCGCAAGCCAGAGCCCACCAGAUGUCGAGAAGGUGGCUGUCAUAAUUGAGACCAGUGAGGAAAGUCAAGACAGACGUUUGUGGCAAGCUGGAAUCACUAUGAAUAACAUACCAUCUAAGGACCGAGUUAUAUUAGGACAUGCCAUUCACUUGAGUUCCAGCCAUAUUUCAAAUCUGAUUAUAAAGAAUGCAGGCUCUUUAGGAGUGAAGCCCAAGGAGAUGAGUGAAUGUCAGAAUAGAUAUCGCCCUAGUAAGCCUGAUGGGAUGUAUGCUGGUGAGAAACCCUAUCAGUGUAAUCAGUGUGGAAAAUACUUUGUCAAGAAGUCACACCUUACCCAGCAUCAGAUAUUUCACAGUGUGAAGAAGCCCUAUCAGUGUAAUCAGUGUGGAAUAGCCUUUCACAGGAAGUCAUAUCUCACCAAGCAUGAGAUACUUCACACUGGGGAGAAGCCCUAUAAGUGCACUCAGUGUGGUAAAACCUUUGCCAGACAGUCAUACCUCACCAUGCAUGAGAUUAUUCACACUGGAGAGAAGCCCUAUAAGUGUAUUCAGUGUAAUAAAACCUUUAUCUCAAAGUCAAAACUCACAACGCAUGCGAUGAGUCACACCGGAGAGAAGCCCUAUCGGUGUAGUCAGUGUGGAAAAUCCUUUCACUUGAAGUAUAUCCUCAAUAUACAUGAGAUAAUUCACACUGGGGUAAGGGCUUAUCAAUGUAAUGAAUGUGGAAAAACCUUUGGCCGGAAAUCACACCUCACUAGGCAUGAGAUAAUUCACACUGGGGAGAAACCCUAUCAGUGUAGUCAGUGUGGAAAAGCCUUUCACCAGACGUCAGACCUCAUUGGACAUGAGAUAAUUCACACCGGGGAAAGACCCUACCAAUGUAAUGAGUGUGGAAAAACCUUUGUCCGAAAAUCGCACCUCACGGGGCAUGAGAGAAUUCACACUGGGGAGAAGCCCUAUGAAUGUAAUCAAUGUGGAAAAACUUUUCAACGGAAGUCAAUCCUCAUUGGACAUGAAAUGAUUCACAGUGGGAAAAGGCCCUAUCAAUGUAAUCAGUGUGGAAAAACCUUUUGCCAGAAAUCACACCUCACUGAGCAUGAGAAAAUUCACGCUGAGGAGAAGCCCUAUCAGUGUAGUCAGUGUGGAAAAUCCUUUCACCUGAAGUCAGUCCUCAUUGGACAUGAGAAAAUUCACACUGGGGAGAAGCCCUAUAAAUGUAAGGAGUGUGGGAAAGCAUUUUGCUGGAAAUCAAGCCUAACGAUGCAUGAGAGAAUUCACAGUGGAAAGAAGCCCUAUCAGGGUAAUCAGCGUGGAAAAACUUCGGGCUGGAAAUCAAGACUCAGCAGUCAUGAGAUGUGUCACACUUUGGAAAACCCAUACAAGUGCAAUCAGUGUGGUAAAACCUUUUUGGGUCAGUCACGCCUCACCACACAUGAGAGAAUUCACACUGGGGAGAAGCCCUUUAAGUGUAUUGAGUGCCAUAAACCCUUUGUGUCAAAGUUACAACUCACUAGGCAUAAGAUGAUUCACACUGGAGAGAAGCCCUAUCAGUGUAGUCAGUGUGGAAAAACGUUUGGCCGGAAGUCAAACCUCAUCGGGCAUGAGAGAACUCACACUGGAGAGAAGCCCUACCAGUGUAGUCAGUGUGGAAAAACGUUUAGCCGGAAGUCAAACCUCAUUGUGCAUGAGAGAAUUCACACUGGGGAAAAGCCCUAUCAGUGUAAUCAGUGUGGAAAAACCUUUGGCCAGAAGUCAAACCUCAGCAAGCAUGAGAACACUCACAAAAGAGGAGUCUUCUGAAGGUAGAAGAGAUUUCUCAGAAAUCAAACCUCAGAAAACAUCAGCAUAUUCUCACAGUGGGAAAAUCCUGAAUGGAAGAGACUAGCUCUGCCUCCUCUUUCUGUGGCCAGCAGUUCACAGCUGUCUGUAGAGACAAAGACACCAGUGAUGAACAUUCUUUCCAGUCCUAAAUUUAACAGUGACCUUGCAGUCUUACAAGACACGGGUGGGAGCGCUAUGUGUUUUCAGUCACUGUGAUUUUACACAGAAAUGAAGAGAACAGAGUACUUUCCACUACUGGCCUAACACCAUCCAUUUGUUACAUGUGAGAAAUGAAACCUACUCUGUUCAGCCAUUUUAUGUGUAGUCUGUGCAUUUCAGCAAACACAGCCACUAUUGCUUACUCACUUUAUGAAUUUGGGAGGUGUUCCUUACAGACUCAUCCAGUUCAUGUUUAUCUGAAGAUUCAAACAGAAGGAAAACCUGUGUUGUCCUCUUUCAACUCUAAGUCAGGUUUUGGGAGAAUGAAAGAAAUGUGGGGGCCAGGAAGCAGUGCCUCAUAAAUAUACUCCCAACUAUUUGGGAGGUAGAGGGUGGAGGAUUGCGGUUCAAGACUAUCCUGUGCAGAGAGUUAGCGAGACUCCAUCUCAACUAAUAAGCCAGGUGUCACCACAGCUGUACCCAGCUGCAACCCUAGUUUUGUGAUUGGCAUAGGUAGAAGGAUUGUAGUCCAAGCCACCCUGGGUAGAAACUGAGGCCCUAUAUGAAAAAAUAACUGUAAAAAAAGGCUUGGGAUAUCACUCAAGUGGUAAGUAUCUACCUGCCAAGCUUGAGGUCCUGGGUUCACACACAAUUCUGUCCAUAAUGCCCCCGAUUAGAAAUUCCAUCUCCAUCCUGUUUAGAGGAUUAUUUGGGGUGGCUGUCACUUUCUUCUACCGAAAAUUUCUUCCCCACAGAAUCUUAGUAACAGGCCACCAGUAUGCCCAUAAUACAUGGUUGCAUAUGCAGUCUUCAUAGGAGGUCCCAUUUUCAGGGUGGGGUGUAAAUGUCCAUUGUCCCUGAAAUCUUGGUAAUCACUGAAUUUGUGAGCCUGGGGCUGCUCACACUGUUAGGAUCUGUGUUUAUAGGAUACAGAGAAGCUGUGAGCAGUGUGUCCUGAAGGCUUAAAUCUCCAGGUAUUCUGAACAUCCCUGAGCCCAGCCCACAUGAUUGAUAGAAGAAGAAAGUAUUCUUUUUUCCAGUAUGGUGUUUUCUCUGGCUCUGAGUCUGUAGAGGUGGGUCGCUUCUCUUGAUAAUUGAGUCCUGCCUUCUCAAUUUGCCCUGUGUUUGAGUUCUUUUUGAAUAUCUCAAAAUUACAGUGGGUAUACCUUUCUAUAGUAUGCCGCAGAGUGAAUGUUUUUUAUGACCACUGAUAUUGACCUAUUAUUUCACUUAUGAUCUGUGUUGACUUCCUUAACACAU
Castor canadensis (American beaver) is the source of this 3613-nucleotide messenger RNA. RefSeq lists its product as uncharacterized. Lineage: Eukaryota; Metazoa; Chordata; Mammalia; Rodentia; Castoridae. Gene Ontology annotation, biological process: regulation of transcription by RNA polymerase II. Gene Ontology annotation, molecular function: RNA polymerase II cis-regulatory region sequence-specific DNA binding; DNA-binding transcription factor activity, RNA polymerase II-specific. The record is from RefSeq and is a predicted model, not a curated record.